Molecule: messenger RNA, 1089 nt
Organism: Trichoplax adhaerens
Lineage: Eukaryota; Metazoa; Placozoa; Uniplacotomia; Trichoplacea; Trichoplacidae
Exons: 4
Coding region: 1-1089 (362 amino acids)
Biological process (GO): protein phosphorylation
Cellular component (GO): nucleus
Molecular function (GO): cyclin-dependent protein serine/threonine kinase activity; ATP binding
Source: RefSeq, a predicted model, not a curated record
AUGAGUAAAGAGCCGUAUAAUUAUCCUUUUAUUCACGAUGUUGGCAAGUACGAAAAAAUUACCAAGAUUGGCCACGGAACAUUCGGCGAAGUAUUCAAAGCUAGGAAUCGCAUCAGCAAAGAGUUUGUGGCGCUUAAACGUGUCUUGCUAGGCAAUGAAAAAGAAGGGUUUCCUAUCACAUCGCUCAGAGAAAUUAAAAUUUUAAGAGCUCUCAAGCAUGACAAUAUUGUGCGUCUACAGGAAAUUUGCCGAUCCAAAGGUACCCCGCAAAGUCGUAAAAGAGGCAGUAUCUAUCUAGUUUUUGAAUUCUGUGCUCAUGAUCUUGCCGGCCUAUUACAAAAUCCACAAGUUAAAUUCAACCUCUCGGAAAUUAAGCGCAUGAUGAAACAUUUAUUAAGUGGAUUAUUUUAUAUACAUAGCAAUAAGGUCUUGCAUAGAGAUUUGAAGGCGGCUAAUGUUUUAGUAACUCGUGAUGGCGUCUUAAAACUAGCCGAUUUCGGUUUAGCGCGUGUUUAUAGUCGUAAAGAAAAGACUCACUGCUUUACUAAUCGUGUUGUUACACUAUGGUAUCGAGCACCGGAGUUACUACUUGGCUGUCGUGAUUACGGACCGGCCAUUGAUAUGUGGGCAAUUGGUUGUAUUAUGGCUGAAUUUUGGACUCGUAGUGCUAUCAUGCAAGGGAAUAGUGAAACUAAUCAGUUGACGUUAAUCACUCAAUUGUGUGGCUCAAUUACUCCUGAAGUCUACCCAGAUGUGGAUAAAUUAGAUUUGUUUAAAAAAUUUGAUUUACCAGCUAGCCAAAAGCGCCGUGUCAAAGAACGUCUAUCUCAUUAUGUCCGUGACCGUCAUGCCUUAGAUUUAAUUGAUCGUUGCUUAACGAUCGAUCCUGCUAAGCGAAUCGAUAGUGACUCCGCCUUAAAUCAUGACUUUUUCUGGUCUGAUCCUUUACCUGCCUCUAAAAUUAGCUGUUUAAGCCGCUUGAAUGUAUCAAUGUUCGAAUUUCUAAUUGAUCGCAAAACAACUAAUCCACAGCAUCGACCGGAGCAGAGUCAAAUGUCUCAACAACCUGGAUACGACCGUGUCUUUUAA